Nyctereutes procyonoides (raccoon dog) is the source of this 6589-nucleotide messenger RNA. It is a transcript of the gene ROR2, whose product is annotated as receptor tyrosine kinase like orphan receptor 2. Gene Ontology annotation, biological process: multicellular organism development; cell surface receptor protein tyrosine kinase signaling pathway; positive regulation of kinase activity. The transcript has 7 exons. The record is from RefSeq and is a predicted model, not a curated record. NCBI's taxonomy places the organism in Eukaryota, Metazoa, Chordata, Mammalia, Carnivora, Canidae. Gene Ontology annotation, cellular component: signaling receptor complex. Gene Ontology annotation, molecular function: ATP binding; protein binding; transmembrane receptor protein tyrosine kinase activity. Bases 3097 to 5580 code for a protein of 827 amino acids.
GCUAAACCGCUGCGCCACCCAGGGAUCCCUCAUUUUGCCAUAUUUGAUUUAUUAUUGUCCUGUACAUAUUUGUAAUUACUACUUUUCCUGAGCCACUUGAGAAUUGGCUGCACUCAUCAUGCCCUUUCCCCUUUUAUACUUCUGUGUGUAUUUCCUAAGAUCAACCAUAUUUCCUUAUAGAACAAGAGCUUCAAAUCCAGUGAAAAUUGCCAUUCAUUUUCCAGUUUCUUUAAUUGUCCCAGUAAUACCAUUUAGACCCCUUCCCUGGGACAGAAUCCUCUUCACAUUGUUUUCACGUCCUUUAAUCUGGAACCGUUUCUCAGCCUUUCAGGACAUGGAAAUUUUUGACAAAUGCAAGGCAGUUAUCAUACAGAAUAUCUCGGCAUUUGAAUUUGGCUAAUGUGUAUGAUGAUGUCCAUGAUUAGAUGCUGCAUAUGCAUUUUUUACUUAAAGUAUGUAAGUGACGUUUCCUUUUCAGGGUCACACAUCUGGAGAUACAUGGUAGAAGUCUACCCCUUAUUGGUGCUAUUAAUUUUGCUCACUUGUUUAUUUUCACAUUAUAUAGUUAUUUACUUUUUUAUAAUUUAAAGUAAUUUGUAAAGAAAUUCUGCUAGGAUUUUGAUAGGUGAUAUUGUACUGUGGGAGAAUUGACUCCUUAGAACCACUGAAUGGUCCACCCAAUGAAUAUGGAAUAUAUUUCUAUUUAUGUAGGUUCUCUUUUAUUUAUCUCUACAGUGUUUUGAAGUUUGAAGUGUAGAGGUCUUGUACAUACUUUAUUAUAUUUAUUCCUAAGUAUUUCAACCAUUUUUAAGUGUAUAACUCAGUGGUAUUAAGCACAUUCACGUUGCCAUGCACCUGAUCACCCAAACUCUCCAGAACAUUUUCAUCUUUCCAAACUGAAACUCUGUAUCUGUUAAACAAUGACUCCCCAUUUCCCUUUGCCCUAAUUCUUAGCAACCAUGAUUCUACUUUCUGUUUCUAUGAAUUUGGCUACUCUUGUGUACUUUUAACAUUAUUGUAAAUGACUUCUUAAAAAAGAUUAUUUAUUUGAGAGAGAGAGAGAGAACGCGCAGGCAGUGGGGAGAAGCAGUGGCAGAGAAAGGGAAGAGAAUCCCAAAUAGACUGCACAGAGCAUGGAGCCUGAUGUGGGGCUCAAUCCCAUAGCCAUGAGAUCAGGACCUGAGCCAAAACCAAGAGUCACAUGCUCAACCAACUGUACCAUUGAGGCACCCCUGGAAAUGACAUUUUAAAAAUUUUCAUUUCCUGUUAUGUACAGAAAUAUAAUUGAUUGUAUUGACCUUGUCCUGUGAUCUUGCUAAAUCUGUAUUCGUUUUAGUAGUUUAAAAAUAUAUUCCUUAGGAUUUUCUAUGCAAAUUAUGGUAUGAAACGUGAGUAAAGGCAGUCUUACUUCUUCCUUUCCAAUCUAUAAGCCAUUUGUCUAUAUACCAUUUAUCUAUCUAUCCAUCCAUCGAUCAAAUUGAUCAAUCUAUCUCCUGAUCAGAAUGGUUAAGACCUCCAUGGUAAUGUCUGCUAAAAUUGGUAAGAGCAGACAGGUUUAUCUUUUUCAAUGUCUAUGGGGAAAAAUGUUCCUUAUUUCACUGUUAAGUCACACAUCCAUUGUAGGGUUCUGAUAGAUGCCCUUUUUUAAUAGAUUAAGAGUGAUUUUUUUUUAAUUGAGAGUUUUAGUAAUGAAUGAAUGUUGACGUUUGUCAACUGCUUUUUCCGUCAACUGAGAUUAUUACAUGGUUUCCCUCUUUGUCUCUGUUUUCAGUAACUAGUUUUUAAAUGUUGAAAUAACCUUGCAUUCUUGGUUAGCCCAGUUGGUUUAUUACCUAUUUUUCUAUUGUCUUUUUAUUUGGUUGGGUCCAGUUUUUUUAUUUUUGUUUUGUGAAGCAUGUUGCCCAUUUGGUCAAGGGCAUUUUGGUCUGUUAUGUCCUUAGACAUCCUUGUGAGGCAUUUGUAUCAUUUGACCUUAUAAAAUGAAUUAGAAAGUAUCUCAUUCCUUUAUAUUUCAAAAGAGUUUGUGUAAAACUACUGUUUCUUCCCUAAAUAUCUGAUAGAAUGCACCAGUUUCUAUUAUUUGGGCCUGGGGUUUUUGAUCAUGGGAAGGUUUUUUAUUACUUCAAAUUCCUUAAGAUAUUUAAGGCUAUUGUGAGUUUUAUUUCUAUUUCCACUAAUUUUAGUGUAUUGUGUUUUUCAAGGAAUUUGCCAUACUUUUCUAAGUUAUUGGAUCAGUGUUCACAUAUUUCUGCAUAAUGUUUCCUAUUAUCUUUUAACAUCCUUAGAGUCUUUGAUGAUGUCCCCUUUUGCACUUCUGAUACUGGUAAUGUGUAUUUUCUCUUUUUCUUAAUCAGUUUUUCUAGGUAUAAACAAUUUUGUUCUUUUUUUUUUUUUUUUUGAAGAACCAACUUUUGGUUUUAUUGAUUUUUCUGUUUCUUUUAUAUUGAUUUAUGCUCUCAUCAUUAGUAUUUUUUUAAUUACUUCAGGUUUAGCUUGACAUUCUUAUUCCAACUUCUUACAAUAUAAAACCUGACCUAAUUUAAGCAUUUAAAGUCAUAAAUUUCUCUUUAAUUGCUGUUGUAGCUGCAGUCCACAAUUUUUGGUAUCCUGUUUUCACUUCUCAUAUUUUAUGUGAAUUCCAUUUAAAAUACCAUUUAAUUUUUCUUGUAUUUUCUUUUUUGAGCCCAAAGAUUAUUUAGAAGUGGGCUAUUUAAUUUUCAAGUAUUUGCAGAGUUUCUAAACCUUUUUGUUAUUGAUUUUUAAUUUAAUUUGAUGCGAUCUGAGACUUAUGAUUCCAAUUCUGUUAAAUUUACUGUGAGUUACUUUGUGGCGAGAAUAUGGUCUGUCUGGGUGGAUGUGCUGUGCACUGAAACAUGGAUGCUGUCUCGUUGAGUAUGUUGUUUUACAAACAUCCAUUAGGUCAAGAGGGGUGGUCAGUGUUUCCACUGUUGUUUCUUUAUGAGUUUUUUUUUAUCUAGUUUGAUGAAUUGCUGUGAGACAAGUGUUAACAUUUCCAAGUGUAAUUGUGGAUUUUUCUGUUUCGUUCUCUAGUCCUGUAAGUUCUUGUUCAUAUAUUUUAAUGCUCUGAUACUAUAUAUGUUCACAUUUAUAUCUUUUUGGUUACCCUCCUGUUUGAAAGAUGUUUCCAUUGAGUGUGGAGUUCCAGGUUCACGAUUUAUUUUCUCUGCUGGAUUUGAUGGCACAUCAGUUAGACCCCUUGUACUCGCCCCCAGCUCACUGAGAGACGACUACCAUGAGGACGGCUUCUGCCAGCCUUACCGGGGGAUCGCGUGUGCACGCUUCAUUGGGAACCGGACCAUCUAUGUGGACUCCCUCCAGAUGCAGGGGGAGAUUGAAAACCGAAUCACAGCGGCCUUCACCAUGAUUGGCACCUCCACACACCUGUCGGACCAGUGCUCGCAGUUUGCCAUCCCGUCCUUCUGCCACUUCGUGUUCCCGCUGUGCGACUCGCGCUCCCGGGCGCCCAAGCCCCGCGAGCUGUGCCGGGACGAGUGCGAGGUGCUGGAGAGCGACCUGUGCCGCCAGGAGUACACCAUCGCGCGCUCCAACCCGCUCAUCCUCAUGCGGCUGCAGCUGCCCAAGUGCGAGGCGCUGCCCCUGCCCGAGAGCCCCGACGCCGCCAACUGCAUGCGCAUCGGCAUCCCGGCCGAGCGCCUGGGCCGCUACCAUCAGUGCUACAAUGGCUCGGGCACAGAUUACAGAGGCACCGCCAGCACCACCAAGUCAGGGCACCAGUGCCAGCCGUGGGGCCUGCAGCUCCCCCACAGCCACCACCUAACCAGCGCAGACUUCCCCGAGCUCGGAGGGGGGCAUGCUUACUGCCGGAACCCUGGGGGGCAGAUGGAAGGCCCCUGGUGCUUCACGCAGAAUAAAAACGUACGCAUGGAACUGUGUGACGUACCCUCUUGUAGUCCCCAGGACAGCAGCAGGAUGGGAAUUCUGUACAUCUUGGUCCCGAGCAUCGCCAUCCCCCUGGUCAUCGCGUGUCUUUUCUUCUUGGUCUGCAUGUGCCGGAAUAAGCAGAAGGCCUCGGCGUCUACACCGCAGCGGCGCCAGCUGAUGGCUUCUCCAAGCCAGGAUGUGGAAAUGCCUCUCAUCACCCAGCACAAGCAGGCCAAGCUCAAGGAGAUCAGCUUGUCGUCGGUGAGGUUCAUGGAGGAGCUCGGAGAGGACCGGUUUGGGAAGGUCUACAAAGGCCACCUGUUCGGCCCGGCGCCAGGGGAGCAGAGCCAGGCCGUGGCCAUCAAAACGCUGAAGGACAAAGCAGAGGGGCCGCUCCGGGAGGAGUUCCGGCACGAGGCCAUGCUUCGGGCCCGGUUGCAGCACCCCAACAUCGUCUGCCUGCUGGGCAUGGUGACCAAGGACCAGCCGCUCAGUAUGGUCUUCAGCUACUGCUCACACGGUGACCUCCACGAGUUCCUGGUCAUGCGCUCGCCGCACUCCGACGUGGGCAGCACAGACGACGACCGCACAGUGAAGUCAGCCCUGGAGCCCCCCGACUUCGUGCACGUGGUGGCGCAGAUCGCUUCGGGGAUGGAGUACCUGUCCAGCCACCACGUGGUGCACAAGGACCUGGCCACCCGCAACGUCCUCGUGUACGACAAGCUGAAUGUGAAGAUCUCCGACUUGGGGCUGUUCCGCGAGGUGUACUCGGCCGACUACUACAAGCUGAUGGGGAGCGCGCUGCUGCCCAUCCGCUGGAUGUCCCCCGAGGCCAUCAUGUACGGCAAGUUCUCCGUGGACUCAGACAUCUGGUCCUACGGCGUGGUCCUGUGGGAGGUCUUCAGCUACGGCCUGCAGCCCUACUGCGGACACUCGAACCAGGACGUGGUGGAGAUGGUCCGCAGCCGGCAGGUGCUGCCCUGCCCGGACGACUGCCCCGCCUGGGUGUAUGCCCUGAUGAUCGAGUGCUGGAACGAGUUUCCCAGCCGGCGGCCCCGCUUCAAGGACAUCCACAGCCGGCUGCGUGCCUGGGGCAGCCUGUCCACCUACAACAGCUCGGCACAGACCUCGGGCGCCAGCAACACCACGCAGACCAGCUCCCUGAGCACCAGCCCGGUCAGCAAUGUCAGCAACGCCCGCUACGGGGGCCCCAAGCAGAAGGCCCAGCCCUUUCCGCAGCCCCCGUUCAUCCCCAUGAAGGGCCAGAUCCGGCCCAUGGUGCCCCCUCCCCAGCUCUACAUCCCAGUCAAUGGGUACCAGCCGGUGCCCGCCUAUGGGGCCUACCUGUCCAACUUCUAUCCGGUCCAGAUCCCGAUGCAGAUGGCCCCGCAGCAGGUGCCUGCCCAGGUGGUCCCCAAGCCCGGCUCCCACCACAGUGGCAGUGGCUCCACCAGCACAGGCUAUGUCACCACGGCGCCCUCCAACACGUCCAUGGCCGACAGGGCAGCCCUGCUCUCAGAAGCCACCGAGGACACCCAGAACACCCCAGACGAUGCAGCCCAGAGCCCAGUGCAGGAAGCAGAGGAGGAGGAGGAUGGUUCUGUCCCGGAAACUGAACUGCUAGGGGACAAUGAGACUCUGCAGAUGGAUGAGGCCGAGGGGCAGCUGGAGGCCUGAGGGGGCUUGGGGCCACUGGGCACUCAGCGGGGAGGCUCAAGCCCAGGCACCAGUGGGCUGGCGUGCACUCCCACUGCACAGAAUCUGCACCCGUGUCGUCCUCUCGUGCGCAGAGCUGCCGUUUGUGGCCACUUGCGGCUGGAGGGUCUUUGAGCUGGUGGCGCCUGACCAGGCAAAGGUGGUGGCCCAGAGGGAUGCCCGGUGACCACCUACGCCCCCAGCAUUCCCCGAGGGAGAUGGGUGGUGGGUGAGCAGGGCCUGCACUUUGCAGGGACAUAGGUACUGUCUGCCCUCCACCUUGCACAUAGGAUCGGACGUGGUGCAACUUUGGGAACACAGGCCUGUGGGGCUGCGAGGCGGGACGUCGGGCUUUGGGAUUCGGGGCAGCCGGCCUGUUCGAGGAUGGAGCCGGCCUGCUGUCUCCCUGCCACCCACCCCGCCCUGCCCCUCUGCCAGAGACCGUCUCCCCGCUGCCGCCCAGGAUCGGCGGGAACAGGAUGCUGCCGCCUGCCUGCCAGGGUCCCGUGAACACGGGGCUUCUGAAAUGGGAGUUCUCUGCGCCUUACAUGCAAAUGUGCCUUAAAAGAAACCCAAUGCGAUUUUGCAUUUUUGUGAAAUGAUUUUAAUCAUCCUGCAUGUGUCUUUCGCCCACUUUUCUGGAAUUCAGGGGCAAGUGUUUCUUGGGUUUGGAAUGUUUGGAGCGACGUUGUACAGAGCACAGUAUUGUUGUUUUGUUUCUCGAGAAUCAUGUACAGACCUGAAAUGUAAUUUAUAUGGUUUUGUAUGCCAUUUUCAUGGACGUAUGGCGAGCUUAGUAAUUUAACUGUUUACUUUACCCACCCUGGGACGCCACCUGAUUGUAAUUUGGUUUGCUUGUGUUUGUGUCCUAUGUAGGCGAGGUCCGUUCAUUUCAGAGCCGGUGGGAGAGGAGGCUCACAGGCUGGCACACCGAUGAUCUCACUUGUAACUCCCAUCCCUGGUGUAUCCAAUAAAGUGAAACAGAACUUUU